Messenger RNA from Opisthocomus hoazin, 930 nucleotides. The record is from RefSeq and is a predicted model, not a curated record. NCBI's taxonomy places the organism in Eukaryota, Metazoa, Chordata, Aves, Opisthocomiformes, Opisthocomidae.
CAGUUGGUAUUUAGUGUGACAGAGGUCGUUGAAAGAACUGUCUGUAAUAAAACCGUCACUUUACCUUGCCAUGUGACUAAUCUGAAGGAGAACAAUACAUAUGCCAUGUUUGUUACAUGGAAAAAACAAGGAAAAAUAAUUUUUUCUUUUGAUGGAGCAACACAGGCCUUUUUCAAAGAUCCAAUGGUUCCAUCAGCUGACUUAGUAUCUCAGGCGGAUUUACCCAAGGGUAUUGCCUCUCUAAAGCUUAACAGUGCAGAAGCAGAAGAUGGAAAUUACAGUUGUAAAGUAACAGAAUCAAGCAGAGAAGGAGAAACAAGAGUUGAACUUAGAAACCGCUCAGUUGUCAGUUGCGACGAGGAAAGUACUUCAACACCAAAGGAAAAAUGUGGAUCAUGGUUUCUUCUACUGCAUAGGGCUAUCAUCAUAGCGUUGCUGUUCUUAGUUCUUGUUUUGUGUUCGGCUCAGUUAAGUGUUAUUGCAUUAAAAUAUGAGAUUGUACCUCAGAAGAAAAUGGGCAUCAUUGUAGCAGGUAUCAUCUUCACAGUUGCUGCUGUUGUAGGCACCGUUCUUUUUGUCCAAGAUGGCUAUACCGCACAGAAUCAAGCUGGUCUUGGCCUAAUUGUAGUCCCUGCUGUGAUUUUGGUACCGUUGCAAUACUUCAUGUUUGGAAUAGUUUUUGAUAGUCUACCACAAGCAACAUUUGCUCUGAUAGGUUUGAAAAUUCUUGGUUACAUAAUUGCUGUGGUUGGUUUUGCCCUGUCUGUCUCAGCCUGUCCUCCGUUGCAUGGGUCUGUUGUGAUUGCUGGCUUAGCUAUUAUGGCUAUUGCAAGUUUGCUUAGUCUGGCUUACGUGUUUAUUAUGGGUUCCAGAAUGAAAGAUCAUCCUCGUCCAGGGAAAGCUGUAGAAGAACCACUAAAUGAACUGUAG